Molecule: messenger RNA, 480 nt
Organism: Trichobilharzia regenti
Lineage: Eukaryota; Metazoa; Platyhelminthes; Trematoda; Strigeidida; Schistosomatidae
Source: the annotation of a GenBank genome assembly
AUGUCUAAAAUUGGUCAAGGUAUUCAAAUUUCAGUCUCAUGGAUUCCACAAAAACAUGGGGAAUAUCCAUCCAAUGCUAUUUCUGUUGAUAAGGAUGUUUUUGUGGUACGGUGUAAACAUGAAGAUGAAUAUAUUCCUGGAAAACUUAUACCUGAAAAUAAGAAGUGUUACUGCCCCUACAAUGGUAGAGAACUGUCGUUUUCAAAAUAUGAAGUACUGUGUGAUACAUCAAUUGAUCAUUACAGUAAAGGAUACGAGUGGGUGAAGUCCACCGGUGAUGAGUAUCCAGUAGAUGCUGUUGUAGCUGGAUUAACCAAAGAUGGGAAGCCAGUUUUUAUUGCCAGAGGAUCAGUUCAGGAAGAUAUGUGUUCUGGAAAGGCAGUUGAAGGUCACAAGUGCGCCUAUAUGUCAUGGGGUGGAACAGAGUAUACAGUAGAUGAUUACGAAAUACUUGUAUGGAAAUUAAAUUGCACUAAAUAG